Colletotrichum siamense is the source of this 981-nucleotide messenger RNA. RefSeq names its product Non-structural maintenance of chromosomes element 1-like protein. The coding region runs from base 1 to 981 and encodes 326 amino acids. The record is from RefSeq and is a predicted model, not a curated record. Gene Ontology annotation, biological process: DNA damage tolerance; double-strand break repair via homologous recombination. The transcript has a single exon. Gene Ontology annotation, molecular function: ubiquitin-protein transferase activity. Gene Ontology annotation, cellular component: Smc5-Smc6 complex; nucleus. Lineage: Eukaryota; Fungi; Ascomycota; Sordariomycetes; Glomerellales; Glomerellaceae.
AUGCCCAUCGUCCCAGAACACUACAACCACGGCAACCAAGCCUUUCUCCAGGCGUUUCUCGCCCGCGGCACCCUUACGUUUGAAGAGGCCCAGUCCAUUCUGGCAGCCAUUUUCACGAUCGAGGCCGAAGAUGGCGAGGAAGUCACGCCCGACCAGGUCACUAGAGACGACUUUGACUCGUACGUGAGCGCGGCCGCCGAAGCCGUGUCCUUCUUCGACUACGAAAUCCGCAGCACCGUCCACCAAGUGUCUAAGAAGCGCAUAUACGCCCUCGUCAACACCGCCUCCGACCCGAUGACACAGCUGGCGACGACCUACAAUGCCGAGCAAAUAGCUUUCAUUAAGAGACUGCUGGACGCCCUGUUCGAGACCUAUAACUCGCAACGCAUGGAAGUCAUGGCUAUCACUGACAUGCAAGCGAUCAAGCUCGCUCGGCCCCCGCGGCAGAACAACAAUGACGAGAAUGGCGAGGCGGCGACGCAGUCUGCUGCAGACAAGGGAUUGAAACACAGCGAGGUGGAGGACAUGCUCGUGAAUCUGGUGAACCAGGGCUGGCUGGAGAAGUCCAGAGACGGUUUCUACACUCUCAGCCCGCGGGGGCUGCUCGAGCUUAGGGGAAUGCUCGUCGACUCAUACAAUGACCCAGACGCGGCGGCGGAGGAGUGGCAGCGCAUCAAGUUCUGCGAGGCGUGUAAGGAGGUCGUCACCAUUGGGCAGAGAUGCACGAAUGUCGACUGCAACGCGCGGCUGCACGAUACCUGCGAGGGGGCAUACUGGCGCACACAACGCAGUCAGAAAUGUCCACGAUGCUCGAAGGACUGGGACGGCGGGCUGUUCGUCGGCGAGAAGGCCGUAACCAGCACAGAGGCCUACCAGAGGGGCCGCCGGAGAAGUGGUCCCAGUGGGCGCAAGAGUAAUGCGGCAGACGAGUCCAUGCAGGAAAACGGGGCAGGCGGAGAGAGCGAGGAGGACUCGGAGUGA